CUUUCUUUUUAUUCAUUUCUUUUAUUUUUUUAAUUUUUAAUUUUUUAAUCUUUUUUUUGCAAAAGAGAACUUUUUCAACCAUCUGGAAAACUGGAUAUAUUUAAACAGACAUAUCCUUAUCUGUCUGAAAUUUUUUUUAGCUCUUAUACCCCUUCAGUCAUUUAACAACCAAUAACUCAUUCCUUUUGAAUUACACCCAUUGGGAACGUAUAACCAACCUACUUACGUUACUGUAAACAUCAUAUCCUCACACUUUAUUAAUUAAAAAAUAACUAAAGUGUAUUCUACCAUCCUCAUCGAAUAAACAAAAUAAAAAUAAUAACCCAAUAUUAAAUUGCAUAAAUUCACAAGUUUACAAUUACAAUGAGUUACGAAGAUACUGAAAAACAACAAUUUGUGACUGAAAAGAAGAGUGCCGACUCUUUUGAAAAAUCUCUUGAAGGUGGACAUUCUGAUGAAGCUGAAGUUGCUACUGCUAAAGAUAUUAAUUUUAUUAAUCGUUUAGCUGCUAAAUUAAAUGCUGAAACUAAAGGUAUUGAAUUAGUUACUGAUGAAGAAAAAACUGAAACUUCAAUCAUUAAUGUGUUAACUAUGUGGUUAUCUGCCAAUUUAGUUAUUGCAACUUUUGCAUUAGGAGCUCUUGGUAUUACUGUUUUCGGAUUAAGUUUCUGGCAAGCAACCCUUACUAUUAUUUUCUUCUCCUUUAUUGGGGUUGUACCUGUUGCUUUCUUUUCUAUCUUUGGUCCUAAAUUAGGUUUAAGACAAAUGAUCCUUUCUAAAUUCUUAGUUGGUGAUUAUGCUAUGAGAAUUUUCUCCUUUAUUAAUAUGGUUGCUUGUAUUGGUUGGGGUGCUGUUAAUAUCAUGUCUUCUGCUCAAUUAUUAAAUAUUGUUAAUAAUGGUGCUUGUCCUCCAUGGGCUGGAUGUUUAAUUUUAAUCAUUUGUACUAUUUUAGUUACUUUCUUUGGUUAUCACGUUAUUCAUCUUUAUGAAAAAUGGUCUUGGGUUCCAAAUUUAGUUGCUUUUAUUGCUAUUAUUGCAAGAAUGGCCAUGUCUGGUAACUUUGAAUUUGGUACUAUGGAAGGUGGUAAAACUACUGCUGGUAAUGUUCUUUCAUUUGGUGGUUCUAUUUAUGGUUUUGCUACUGGUUGGACUACUUAUGCUUCUGAUUAUACCGUUUAUCAACCAAGAAAUGUUUCUUCUACUAAGAUUUUCUUUGCCAUCUUUAUUGGUUUAUAUACUCCAUUAUUAUUCACUUUAAUUUUAGGAGCUGCUUGUGCUACAGGUAUUAAUACUGAUCCAGCUUGGGCUGAUUUAUAUAACUCUAAUUCUAUUGGUGGUUUAAUCUAUGCUAUCUUAGUUCAAGAUUCUUUACAUGGGUUUGGUCAAUUCUUAUGUGUAUUAUUAGCUUUAUCUACUGUUGCUAAUAAUGUUCCAAAUAUGUAUUCUAUGGCUUUAUCUGCUCAAGCUACUUGGUCAAAAUUAUCUAAAGUUCCAAGAAUUUUCUGGACUAUUUGUGGUAACUUUAUUACUUUAGCUAUCUGUAUUCCAGCUUAUUAUCAUUUUGCUGAUGUUAUGGAUAACUUUAUGGAUUUAAUUGGUUACUACUUGGCCAUUUAUCAAUCUAUCGCAUUAUCUGAACACUUUAUCUGGAAUAAAGGUAACUUUGCUGCAUACGAUUAUGAACACUUUUAUGAUAAAGAUGUUUAUCCAAUUGGUUAUGCUGGUGUUUUCGGAUUCUGUUGUGGUGCUGCUGGUGUUGUUAUAGGUAUGAAUCAAGUAUGGUAUAUGUCUGUAUUAGCUCAUAAGAUUGGUGAUUACGGUGGAGAUAUCGGUUUCGAAUUAGCCUUUGCCUUUUCCUUUAUUGGUUAUAACUUAACCAGACCUUUGGAAAGGAAAUAUACCGGCCGUUAAUCUUUCUUCUUGUAACUACACUUUAACUUAUAAACUUUUUAUUAUAGCUUUAUUUUCUUCUUGAUAUCUUUUUCUUUAAUCUUUUAAUAUUUGAUUUGGGCUUUUACCUUUCUUUUUA
Scheffersomyces amazonensis is the source of this 2029-nucleotide messenger RNA. Its product is annotated as cytosine permease. Gene Ontology annotation, biological process: cytosine transport; transmembrane transport. The record is from RefSeq and is a predicted model, not a curated record. Lineage: Eukaryota; Fungi; Ascomycota; Pichiomycetes; Serinales; Debaryomycetaceae. Bases 364 to 1911 code for a protein of 515 amino acids. Gene Ontology annotation, molecular function: nucleobase transmembrane transporter activity. Gene Ontology annotation, cellular component: fungal-type vacuole membrane; plasma membrane. The transcript has a single exon.